AUGCUUAGCGCUUCAUCACAGAGCCGUCUGUUGGGCUCCGCUAUUCAGACACCUGUUAGCCAAGGUUGCAUUUCGUCCGCUUCAUUAUUCUCUUAUUCGGCAUCAAAUUUUAUUUACGAUUUAAGGAAUCCUCUAUCAAAUGAUAAUGAAGAUUGCUCAAAAUUCGAAGAUAUACUUAUAUCCAGAUGGGAAGAUGCUGAGAAGCGUAAUGUAUUGAACUAUGAUCUAAACUGUAUGUACAAACUGCUGGAGGGUGAAUUCAACUUUUCGGUACAGCUGAAUGUUGAACGUGGAGAAAAGAGGCGUAAACCAAUGCAUUUCCGUGCAUUACGUGAACCUUUUAGUAAUCUGAGAUGGAAUUUCACAAAAUUGAAAGAAGAUGAGAUACUUUUAUAUCUGCAACGCAAGGACCAUUUACUAAGCAAUGAUACAUCGGAUUAUCAUGUUGUUGCAGUUAAUGCUUCACCGCUUGCAAGAGGACAUUCUUUGCUAUUGCCAUGCAUAAAUUGUUGUAUACCACAGAUCUUGUCCGAAGUAGCAGUUCGUUUGGCAACCGAUAUAAUGCUUUUAGUGAGGGAUAACUCCUUUCACAUUUUAUUCAACAGUCUUCUGGCGUUGGCUUCCAUUAAUCAUCUACACCUUCAUCUUUUAACCUGGCCAUAUGACUCUGACUUGAUCAAUCGCAGGUGUGAACAUCUCAUCGAUAAUGUAUAUGUCGUCAAGCGCCCGAUAUGGUUUGCGUAUGCUUUUGUCUUCCAGUUAACUGGUUCAGAGCAAUAUGAAAAGUUCGUUAUGAAUAUAGCACGUUGUGCAGACUAUCUAAGCACUCAUGAAGUAGCGCACAAUGUUUUUUUCUCACGUGCGCAACCACUAAGAACAUCUGGCGCUAUUCAAUCGGAGGAUAAAACAAAUGUACUUCCACAACUUGUCACUGCAUAUAUUUUCCCGCGUAUUGCUGUUGUUGGAGCCAAACCGGUGAAAAGUUUCAGUCCAGCAUCUUUGGAACUCUCGGGAUGUUUGACUGCCUACACAUAUCAGUUUUUCGACACAGUCACUGAAGAGGGAGUGCUGCGCACAAUAGACGAAGAGGCAACAUUGCCUGACUCACGGUUCAAUCAAAUUUGUUCCGAACUGAAACGACUUCUGUCAGGAAAAAUGCUGGUCGAGCAGAGUACUGCUGACAAGAUCGAGCCGCUAUCGUCGUCAGAGCUAGAAGAAUUGCGCGAUUCAUUCCAAACAUUCGAAAUGCAUUCGCCAAGGCGCUUCUUCCCUGCAGAUGAUCAACAAUUUACAUUCGAAGAAAAAGGAAAACCAACAAACACCAACUCAGGAGCUUCUCUUUGA
Brugia malayi is the source of this 1344-nucleotide messenger RNA. It is a transcript of the gene Bma-mcp-1, whose product is annotated as D330012F22Rik protein, putative. Bases 1 to 1344 code for a protein of 447 amino acids. Gene Ontology annotation, biological process: glucose metabolic process. The record is from RefSeq and is a predicted model, not a curated record. Lineage: Eukaryota; Metazoa; Nematoda; Chromadorea; Rhabditida; Onchocercidae. The transcript is spliced from 11 exons. Gene Ontology annotation, cellular component: cytoplasm. Gene Ontology annotation, molecular function: GDP-D-glucose phosphorylase activity.